UCAAGAACCGUGUAUCUUAAGACCCAUAGUAGUUGAGAGUUUCAAAAAUACAUUUAAAUUCCCUUCUUCCCAUUUAAAUUCCAAUUUCUUGCUCACAACAAGCAAACAGAAAUCCAUUUUAAUUUCAUCUUUUCGUGUUUGUGAAUCAUGUAAAAGUUACACUCUCAAAAGCCCUUUAGUCCUUCAUGCAAGUAAGCAAAAUUUUUCAUGUUCUUGGAGAAGAAAUUAAGUAUUAAUUGAGAUUAUCGCUUAAGUUUUGUUCUCUUUUUCCGAAUAUUUUCUCGUAAUUUACGAAAUUUUCCUCCCUUCAUUUCAGCUGGCUUUCGAGAAUUCUGUGGUUUUCAUUUUACAUGUUCAAAUUCUUGGAGUGUUUAGCAUUUAGUAACGUUAGAAAAUACCAAAUUUAACAAGAAAUCAAACAAGUCGGCAACUAAGUAGCUAGCAAUGGAAAGAUCGGGAGAAAUGAAAGAGGAAACUAUGCCACCAGGGUUUCGAUUUCAUCCUACAGAUGAAGAACUCAUCACAUAUUAUCUGGUAAAUAAGAUCUCAGAUGCAAAUUUUACUGGAAAAGCCAUUGCAGAUGUUGAUCUCAACAAGUGCGAGCCGUGGGAUCUUCCAGGGAAGGCGAAGAUGGGAGAAAAAGAAUGGUAUUUUUUCAACCUCCGCGAUCGAAAAUAUCCGACCGGAGUAAGAACUAAUCGUGCCACAAAUACUGGAUACUGGAAGACCACUGGGAAAGACAAGGAGAUCUUUAACAGCAACACCUCUGAGUUAGUUGGGAUGAAGAAAACAUUAGUUUUUUACAGAGGAAGAGCUCCCAGAGGAGAGAAAUCCAACUGGGUCAUGCAUGAAUACCGUAUUCAUUCCAAAUCCGCCUAUAGAACAAGCAAGCAAGAUGAAUGGGUGGUAUGCCGUGUGUUCCAGAAAAGUGCUGCAGGGAAAAAGUACCCUUCAAACCAUUCAAGAGCUGUGAAUCCCUACCCUUAUAAUAAUCUCGAUUUAAGCCAAAUUCCCAUGUCCACACAAAUGAUCCAGCCUGAUAAUUUCCAGUUUCCGGUGGGACGAAACUAUAUGAUGCCGGCCGAGAUGCAAGACUAUAAUAAAGUCUUCAGAUCGAGUGGCUCGACUAGCAUGAACGGACAAAUCCCACAACAUCUUAACUACACCAUGGGCGGUGGAGGAGGAGGAGAAGCAGGCAUUUUCACCAUUUCUGGAUUGAAUCUGAACCUCAGUGGUGGCGGUGGUGGUGCCCUGACGCAGCCGCCCUUCAUGAGGCCACCGCCACCACAGCCACCACCUCCGGUGCCCGCAAUCAACCCACAAGAUUUGACCUCAUCCAUGCUGACUGAUGCUGCAGGCUAUGGAGGGGACAUGAAUAAUGCAAAUUCAAUGAAUAACAGGUUUAUGGACAUGGGUGAUUUAGAUAACUACUGGCCUACUUAUUAAUUUACACUUUGCAUGCUUCAACUCAGAAGAUUUGAUGAAAAUUUCGUGGAGUUCCAAUUGUAUGAUAAAUUUGCUUGAAUAGGGAGAAUUUGAACUAGUUCUAUUUCUGCUGCUGCUGCUGCUUGCUUGUACUUUUGGAUAAUAUUGUUCGUGCAGCCACUGGUUAUUGAGGGUACAACUCUAGGGCUGGUGUUUGCUAGACUUAAUUUUAUUAGCUAUAGAUAGGAAUUGCUAUGUUUCAUGAAGUUCUAAUAUUAUCAGA
This is a messenger RNA of Olea europaea var. sylvestris, 1708 nucleotides long. RefSeq names its product NAC domain-containing protein 92-like. The transcript is spliced from 4 exons. Bases 445 to 1446 code for a protein of 333 amino acids. Gene Ontology annotation, molecular function: DNA binding. The record is from RefSeq and is a predicted model, not a curated record. Lineage: Eukaryota; Viridiplantae; Streptophyta; Magnoliopsida; Lamiales; Oleaceae. Gene Ontology annotation, biological process: regulation of DNA-templated transcription.